AUGGGUCAAUUGCAGCUAUUCAGCACCAGCAGGACUCCUUACAUCGAGAUCGAAUUUCGAGACGCACCUAAGAAGCGCAUCAAGCGUAAUUUGUCGCUGAAUUGCGACGAGAAUGCGAACGAGACACGGUGCUGUCGCUAUCCUUUGACGGUCGACUUUGAGCGGUUCGGCUGGGAUUGGAUUAUUGCACCGAAGCGUUACGAGGCAUCAUACUGUGCCGGGGAGUGCAUGAUGACCUUCCUGCCCAAGUACGAGCAUACGCAUGUAAUGCAGCUGAGCACCUCAGCCAUACCGUGUUGCUCGCCGAAAAAGAUGCGCCCGAUAAAGCUGCUGUACUUUGAUCAGAGCUACAACGUGAUUCUCAGCAGCAUACCAAACAUGGUGGUAGAAAAGUGCAGCUGUUCCUAAACCGAUGGUAGUGUUAGGAGUGACAAGGGAAUGGUAUACUACCGGGGCCACAGUUCCGAAAAUGGCCGUAUAGAUAGUUCACUGCUGCGUGACAGUGGAGCAUUGUGAAAAAGGUGGAUAUAUUAUCGUCAAUAUAUUAAAAGGAAAUCAUGUUAACUCACGUCCCCAAACCCCAGGGACAAAUGAAUGAAAAAAACAAAACGAUAUACCAAAACGCGGAGACCUUGCGCGAUACGAACCAAUUCCAUUGGUCAUUGCAUCCAGGAGAACAGGCGAAGGAAUGAGGGAUACUGUACUUCUUCUACAACGUUUGGAGCUUAAUCAAUUUUAGACUAGAUUUUUGAGAUUUUAGAUGUAAAAAACUUCGGGAUAAGCAAAAACUAACUUGAAAUUGAGCGAAAAAAAUCAAACUCAUGUGUUCGGCGUACGGGUGAUAGCAAAAUUAAAAUAUUAGUUUCGAUUGGCGUACAAAAUUAUCCUCGUUUCGAGACUGUGACAAAGCCAUUUAAGCGAUUUACGGUAGGCUAGUAGACAGUGUAAGACAACUGUAAGUAGCAGUGCAGGAGAGAGAUUGGUGUAAGGGUGCGUGAAUGUUAUCAAAAAUUGUAUGCCAGAAUGAAACAAAUAGUCAUAAUUUUGGAUAACAUGUGAUAAAACACACGAUACUCGUUCUGGUCUGGAUCAGCUAACAAAUUGGAUCGU
Messenger RNA from Anopheles darlingi, 1110 nucleotides. RefSeq names its product growth/differentiation factor 8-like. Gene Ontology annotation, molecular function: growth factor activity; cytokine activity. Gene Ontology annotation, biological process: SMAD protein signal transduction. The record is from RefSeq and is a predicted model, not a curated record. Gene Ontology annotation, cellular component: extracellular region. The transcript is spliced from 2 exons. NCBI's taxonomy places the organism in Eukaryota, Metazoa, Arthropoda, Insecta, Diptera, Culicidae. The coding region runs from base 1 to 408 and encodes 135 amino acids.